Molecule: messenger RNA, 759 nt
Organism: Quercus lobata
Lineage: Eukaryota; Viridiplantae; Streptophyta; Magnoliopsida; Fagales; Fagaceae
Product: probable calcium-binding protein CML45
Exons: 3
Coding region: 1-759 (252 amino acids)
Molecular function (GO): calcium ion binding
Source: RefSeq, a predicted model, not a curated record
AUGGCAGCCUUCCCCUUGUCCUUUGUCACCACACUGUUCAGGGGUCCUUUCCCCAUCAAUACGGAGGUGUUUAGCUUUUCCUUGAACCGCUCCUAUAGUAUAUUCGCCCUUUCUUCUGGAAGCGUUUUGGGAACUGCUUUUGAUAGUGUGCCGCUCCUUCCUUCUAGGUUUUGGGAUGCCGAAGACGAUCCAGGAUCGUCCUCGGCUAUAUCUCUAGGCCAUUUGGACUUCCGUUGCAUUUGGGUCACUAUACUCCGAGACUUAUACUUAAGUUUUCGGCUUAUACCUCAAAUCUUCAUUUUGUGGUGUAUGGAAGCUUCAAUCCACAAACUUUGCACCCAUGAAAAUGUGGAUAAUGAGAAGCUUUCUGAAGAAGUGGAAAUGGUGCUUAAAGAGGAGGGUGAUGAGAAUAAGCUAUCUGUGGGAGAGGUGAAGAUAGUGAUGGAGAAACUUGGAACAUUAUGUGAUGGCCACCCUGAUGCUGUAAAUUAUGAAGAGGGGAUGGGUCCAGAUGAGAUUGCAGGGCUGUUUGAGGAGGAGCCAAGUCCAGAGGAAGUGAAAGAAGCAUUUGAUAUUUUUGACGAGAACAAUGAUGGGUUCAUUGAUGCAGGGGAGUUAGGAAGAGUGCUCUGUUCAUUGGGGCUCAUGGAACCUUUGGAAGUGGAAUGCCAAAGGAUGAUCAGAGUCUUUGAUGACAAUGGAGAUGGACGAAUUGAUUUCAAAGAAUUCGUCAAACUUGUGGAGCACAGCUUCUGCUAA